Messenger RNA from Cotesia glomerata, 1975 nucleotides. Its product is annotated as MATH and LRR domain-containing protein PFE0570w-like. The coding region runs from base 595 to 1887 and encodes 430 amino acids. The record is from RefSeq and is a predicted model, not a curated record. The transcript has 9 exons. NCBI's taxonomy places the organism in Eukaryota, Metazoa, Arthropoda, Insecta, Hymenoptera, Braconidae.
CAUAAAUAAUUAACAUAACAAAUAUUUCAAUGUUAAAAAAUAAAGUCACAGAUUAGUGACGAUAAGUUUUAAAGGUUAUGGACGCGUAAUUUAUUACGACACUUAAUAUUUUGUCAUUCCGAAAUAAAUUACAAAAAAAAAAAUGUCUGUUAAAAAAUUCGUCUUGAUUCUACGUUCUAAGAGUAGUCGUGAAGAAAUCAUGCGCGCUCAAAAAAUAUUUUUAAAACUUCGUACUGCUAGUUCGGUUUAAUAUAGAAAGUUAACCGAGUUGGAAUACAUCGACGAAGAUGAAAAUUAUGUUCUGUUUAAUGAACUGAAGAAACCUAUCAAAGUUAAAAUACUGGCUAAUGAAGAUUCAGAAAAUGCUUUGUUGCCAUUGUGUAACAAACCAAAAAGACCAACAAUUCGAAAGCAUUUUUCGAACAGUCCAGUAAGUACGAAAGAGUCUAAGAAACGAGCGAAUGAAGAAACCGGAGAAGAGGGAUGUACUCAGGAAAAGAAAAGAUUAUCACAUACGAAAAAAAAGUCAUAGAAGCAAGUGACGCGCUAUAUACAUCAGAUGCAGAGUGCUGAACUCCUUUUUUUCUGAUUUUGAUGUCGUUUUCAAAAUCCGAAGUUGUUUUUUCUUUUCGAAGAAAAAAUAAAAUUAAUGAUCAAUCCGAUAAAGAAACAGAACCAAGUCCAAUCUCAGAAACAGGACAAAAUUCAAUCGUAAAAAUAAGACGAAGUUCAACCCCAGAAGCAAGACGAAGUCGAACCCCAGAAGCAAGACGUAGUCCAACUCCAGAAGGAAGACGAAGUUCAACCCCGGAAGCAACUCCACGUCAUGUGGAGGUAAAUGUUGUGAUAAAUCCUAUCAAUAAAAAAUUUCAAAACGGUGAACCUAAAAAACCAUUCAGUCAGCGCAAAUAUGAAAACGAUGAUAUUAUUUUAGAUUUAUCUUCAAUUCAACCAAAGCCCUCUUCUCAUGAACAAAUGAACCCACCAAUCUUUACACCAGAAGGUUCUAAAAAUAACAAGAAUAAAAGCAGUGAAAAAGUUACUACGGUAAAUAAGAAUAUGUUUGUUGAACCUUUGGAGGAUGAAAUUGUAAACAUGAGUGAUAAUGAUGAGCCGGUAUUUGAAAAAGUUCAAGAGUCAACAUCUAAAUUUGAUAGUAGGAAGAAUGAUACAGAUAAGGAAAAUGCAAAGACUACUCGUAACUCGAAAAAAGAUUUAAACAAUGAUUCCAUAUCACCUGAAAAAACAAUGGUCAAUAAAUUUAAAACUGUUGAUCAAAAAAGAAAAACAGUAGUUGUUGCGGGAUAUACUAUGGACAAAAACUACUAUAAUAAAGCUGGAAGCUCAAAGAACGUUGCAUCUAGACUGUCUAGCAUUAUGAGUGGAUUUUGGAGUGAUGAGGAAGCUUCAAAAUAUUGUUUAAAAGCGCGAUCAGAUAAACCGCAUUUGCAAGAAAUCGGCGACGCUGAAUUGAUGCCCAUAAAAAAUAUUUUCAAUGCUAUCAAUGAAGCAAUACCUUUGAAAAUUAUGAAUAAAAAGAAAAAUAAUGGUGUGAAACUCGACGAUGAAAUCCGAAAUUGUGCAAGUAGCAAUUUUAAAGCAAGGCGCAAGAAAUUAAAGAGUGUUAUUCCUACUCCUGCUAAUACACCUCAGUCUACAAACUUAUCUGUUGAAUUUAAGGACAUUUCACAAAUUGAUAAUGAAAUAGCAAGAUUGGAAAAACUUAAAGAUGACCUGAAUAAAAACAAAAAGGAAAAUGAAAACGUUUCUCUCCAGCAGUUACGAGCCAUGGAAGAGUCAUUAAAGAUGAGAGAAUUAGAGUUAAAUCGUAAAGAAAAGUUUAUUAAACAACGAGAAGAAGAGUUGAAUAAUCCUGAAAGAGAAUAAUAAUCUAAUAAUUUUCCAGAUAAACAUUAAAACUAAAACAUAUACUUACAGAGUAGUAAACUUUGAUUGCAAGCAAAUUUUUUCUAAA